GUUUCCUGACUCGGUGAACCUGUCAACCACCGCCGUCCAGACGAGGACCAAAGACCAUAGGAGGUUGCAGUCAUGUCGGCAGCUGCUCCGGGGACCAGCAAGGCGGCCCACAGCGAUGUGGCCCAGAAGAAAAAGAAGGGACCCGGUGCCCUGGCCACGGCCUAUCUGGUCAUUUAUAACGUUGUUAUGACAGCGGGGUGGCUGGUGAUAGCUGUGGGUCUGGUCAGAGCUUAUCUGGCCAGAGGAAGCUACCAUGGGUUGUACUACUCCAUAGAGAAGCCCCUAAAGUUCUUUCAGACUGGAGCUGUGCUGGAGAUACUGCACUGUGCUGUAGGAAUUGUUCCAUCCUCAGUGGUCUUGACUGGUUUCCAGGUCAUGUCCAGAGUAUUUCUCACCUGGGCCGUCACACACAGCGUCAGGGAGGUACAGAGUGAGGACAGCGUGCUGCUGUUUGUCACAGCCUGGACCGUCACAGAGAUCAUCCGCUACUCCUUUUACACCUUUAGCCUGCUCAACCACCUGCCAUACCUCAUCAAAUGGGCAAGGUACACCUUUUUCAUCGUGCUGUAUCCCAUGGGAGUGACUGGAGAGCUCCUGACUAUCUAUGCAGCACUGCCGUACGUGCAGAAGACUGGCCUGUACUCUGUCACUCUGCCCAACAAGUACAACUUCUCCUUCGACUACUACACCUUCCUCAUCCUCACAAUGAUCUCCUACAUUCCCUUGUUCCCUCAGCUUUACUUCCACAUGAUACGGCAGAGGAAGAAGGUGCUGGGCCAUGUAGAGGACUACAGCAAAGUGGAGUGAGCAAAAAAAACAACAACAUUCAGACAGAUCUGAUUGAGGGAAAAGAAAACCAAAACAGCCAACAGAAGAGGAACAAAACCAUGUCGUCUGCUUAAACCCCAGCCAGUUUUCAAACUGCCAGAACUGAAACUGGCAGAAGAUCCAAUUAUCAAGCAACUUGUUAUUUAUUUUCUCAGCUGUUGUCCAGGUUUGAGAAUGACCUGGUGUUAUUUUUGUUGUUUUUAUUUAUGAACAAACUGCAGGUUUCUUAGUGUAUUCAGAGAGCUUAAGCCUGUAAAAAGAAACUUGAGCUGCUGACUGGGUGGGGAGCAGAACUGAACGAUGCACUGAUAGAAUCGAUAACCUCCGUUUUAUAUGUCCUGAUAGAGAAUCCCUGAUAGAUUUUUCACCUCACACGGCUCCUCUUCUGGUCUUUUUUAAACAGCAGCUUUGGUUUAAUAAAACAUAGGAAAGAAAAUGUGAAGACUAGGACUGGACUAGGUUGUCUGUAGGUUUCACACCUACGGUGUGUUUGUUUUGUGCAAACUGUUGUCCUGAUUUGUAGUUUCUUUUUUGUUGUCAUCCAUUGCAGUCCAGAGUUUGAUUACAUUCCUCCUUUAGUUCAAUAAAUCUUUUUUUCAUG
Cheilinus undulatus (humphead wrasse) is the source of this 1429-nucleotide messenger RNA. It is a transcript of the gene hacd2, whose product is annotated as 3-hydroxyacyl-CoA dehydratase 2. The coding region runs from base 73 to 807 and encodes 244 amino acids. Gene Ontology annotation, molecular function: 3-hydroxyacyl-CoA dehydratase activity. Gene Ontology annotation, cellular component: endoplasmic reticulum membrane. Gene Ontology annotation, biological process: sphingolipid biosynthetic process; fatty acid elongation; very long-chain fatty acid biosynthetic process. The record is from RefSeq and is a predicted model, not a curated record. Lineage: Eukaryota; Metazoa; Chordata; Actinopteri; Labriformes; Labridae. The transcript has 7 exons.